AUGAGGACUCAUAAAGCACAAGGAAAGACUCUUGAACAUGCUAUCGUGGAUAUCGAAAGUUGUAAAGGUACUGAGUCGCCAUAUGUCAUGCUAUCUCGUGUCACUUCCUUGUCAUCCCUUCUCAUCCUUCGUCCGUUCUCUAUCAAAAGAAUCAGAAGUCAGUUGUCUCAAGAUGCUCAAAAAGAAGAAUGCCGAUUGAAUGUUCUCUGA
This is a messenger RNA of Suillus bovinus, 210 nucleotides long. RefSeq lists its product as uncharacterized. The transcript has a single exon. The record is from RefSeq and is a predicted model, not a curated record. Lineage: Eukaryota; Fungi; Basidiomycota; Agaricomycetes; Boletales; Suillaceae. Bases 1 to 210 code for a protein of 69 amino acids.